Prunus armeniaca (apricot) is the source of this 255-nucleotide messenger RNA. The record is from the annotation of a GenBank genome assembly. NCBI's taxonomy places the organism in Eukaryota, Viridiplantae, Streptophyta, Magnoliopsida, Rosales, Rosaceae.
AUGCCAGUCUCAUCAAUUGGCCUUUGGACCCAAGAUUUCUGUCUUAGUCCACGUUGGGUUAUAUGGGAACCUCUUUGGGAUUCUCCUGUUGAACUUAAUGUUGAUAGCUUGGGCAAGGCUUGGAUCAGUGCUGCUUUCGACUUCGCAGUUCAUAACUUGCUGGUCUUCGGUUGCCUCCAGCGCUGCUCUUCCUUUAGGGAUCGGUUUUCGGAUGUGAAAGUUGAAGCCAAGACCUUGAGGGAAGGUCUUUUCUGA